ACCGGCUUAAGCAUCAGUCUGAAAGAACCCUUCCUACAGCGUGGUUGAGAUAGAGUGAAAAUUGCGAAGCGACCAACAUGUUUACGAUGAUCUGGAUAUCGCAGUAUGCCCUGAGAUUUGCGGAUGCUGAUUUGUGUACAACAAUUUUGUUUGGUCUGAUUUUGAUGUGGAUAGUGGUGACUGUUAGAACUUAUGAAGAAGGAGGUGUAACUGGCCUGUUCCUACAUCUGAUUACUGCUUUUGCCUGUAUGUUCACCUCGACUUCGUUUUGGAAUAAUAAUACCCAGUGCCAAGAUGAGAAAAAAGCUAUGAAUCCCAAAAAGGAAAAGAAAAAGAAAAAAGAAACCCCGCCUCCUGUUUUAGUGGAUGAUAAGAAAAAGAAAAAUAAGAAGAAUAAGAGAUCUCAAAAGAAGAUAGUGUCUAAGGAAAAUAAAGAACCAACAAUUGUGAAAGAAAAAACAAAAAUGUAUCCUAGCUUAGAGCUGUGCCAAAAAUUAAACCGUGAUGCCCGUGAAGUUUAUGAACUUUUAAUGCCAUUCAAAUUGACUAAAUCUCAACUAAAGAUGAACAAUUUUCCCUCUGAGGAUUAUCAUCCUCAGACGCUUGUGGAUGGCAACGACAGAGUAUGUGUUCGAUGCAACGAGCAAUUUGAGAUUUUCAAUGGAGUAUACUUGUGCGCAACUUUCUGCAAGCACCAUCCAAGAAGAGCAACUUUCUCCAGAAGAUCGGAUGUUAAAAUCUACCCAUGCUGCAACAAUCCAGUUGGAUCUGACCCCUGCACUGUUUCGAACCACCACGUAACGCUCCAGCACGGACCUCGGACCAUGACAAAAACAGCUUCAAGGAGACAUAUAAAGAAGGAUCUGCAGUUUCGCAUUUAUGCCCUAGAUUGCGAGAUGAGUUAUACCACCGAGGGCUUGGAGGUCACCCGGAUUGGCGUAGUGGACAUCGACGGCUGCACCGUGUACGAUUCGUAUGUGAAGCCGAAAAAUAAAAUACUCGAUUAUAACACCCUGUACAGUGGAGUCGAGAAGCGGCACUUGGAACACGUGAAGAUCACUAUAGAUGAUGUUAAGGAGAUUUUAAAUGGCUUCAUUCAUGAGGAUACCAUCCUAGUGGGUCACGCCUUGAAUAAUGACUUGGCUGCUCUAGGUUUAAUUCACAACACUGUCGUCGAUACAUCAGUCCUUUACGGCAAUCCCAAUUGCCCCAUGAAGAAAAGGUCACUGAAGGCAUUGGCUUUCGAACACUUGGGUAUGACCAUACAGGAUAAUCCAGCUGGCCACGACUGCAUCGAGGAUGCUAGGGCAUGUCUUCAAUUGGCUCUUCUGAAAGUGCCGCCCUCUCCUAAUUUUAUCGAAUACGAGAAUCCUGCUUCGGCACGACCCCGGCGACAGUCUCUUGCAGAAAGAGAAAACUUCUUUUACGAAAAUGGGAAUCAACAAUCUUCGAUUGGCAGUAGAGAACAGCAACAACCGUUAAUGCAAUUGCAAAAUUUAUACAGUUACAGAAAUCUUGCAGCAAGGGCGCCAAAUGUUUUGUGUAAUAUUUAUGAGUCUGACAUUUUCCGUUUCGACCCCAGCAUGGGUUGUUACAGAAAUUAUCAAAUCCAAGCCGAGAACUCAUUUACUCUGUAAAAAAACUGAGUCAUUCAACCUUGUGAAUAUCAUAGCUUCAUCGGAAGUUCACGAAUUACAUUGUAUAUACACUUUUCAUUUUUCUUUUUGUAAUAAAUUGAUUCUUAUGUUUUAAAAAUCCUA
Argiope bruennichi is the source of this 1760-nucleotide messenger RNA. RefSeq names its product putative exonuclease GOR. The transcript is spliced from 3 exons. NCBI's taxonomy places the organism in Eukaryota, Metazoa, Arthropoda, Arachnida, Araneae, Araneidae. Bases 78 to 1637 code for a protein of 519 amino acids. Gene Ontology annotation, molecular function: exonuclease activity; nucleic acid binding. Gene Ontology annotation, cellular component: nucleus. The record is from RefSeq and is a predicted model, not a curated record.